Messenger RNA from Pogona vitticeps (central bearded dragon), 2004 nucleotides. Lineage: Eukaryota; Metazoa; Chordata; Lepidosauria; Squamata; Agamidae. The record is from RefSeq and is a predicted model, not a curated record.
CGCAGAGGCUGUGUACUCCAUCCAGAAUGUCAGAUUUGUUUCAGCCACGGAGGGCUUGAGAGGGGGGAGGGAGAGAGGGAGCAGGAAGGGAUUUAAUCCCAUUGACGUGUAUCAAGAACAGGCGGCAUUUACUGGAGAAAAUCUGCCUUCAGCACCAUGAACAGCUCCCUGGCUCAACCGCUUCGUUAUGCAGGAGGCUACGAACCCCAGGAUUCCAAAGAGUGGAAGGUGGUGAUCCCAGCCUUCUUGGGAGUGAUCUGCCUGGCCGGUUUCGCAGGGAAUGUGUGCGUAAUUGGGAUCCUACUCUACAAUUCCAAGAAAGGGAAACCUUCCAUGAUCCACUCCUUGAUCCUCAAUCUCAGCUUGGCAGAUCUGCUCCUUGUUCUCUUUGUGCUGCCCUUCCGGGCAGCUGCUUACUCCAGAGGAGUCUGGUACUUGGGCUGGUUUCUUUGCAAAACCUCUGACUGGUUCCAACAUGCUUGUAUGACAGCCAAGAGCUUGACCAUUGCUGUGGUAGCCAAGACGUGCUUCAUGUAUGCAAAUAACCCGGCUAAACAGGUGACUAUUAAGUGGCAGACCAUCUGUGCGGUGCUCUUGGCUAUUUGGCUGGUGGCCUUGGGAAUCCCGUUACCCUUGUGGUUCUUCAGCAGCCUCCGUGAGCCAGAGGUGGGCUCUGCUCUGUGCGUCCUGGUUAUUCCAACUCAGGCUCAUGAGUUUAUGUCAGCUUUUGUCAAGCUCUAUCCCUUGCUGGUAUUUUGUGCACCAUUCACUUUUGCGUUCUUUUAUUUCUGGAGAGCUUACGGCAGGUGCCAGCGAAGAGGGACCAAGACACAAAACCUGAGGAACCAGAUCCGCUCCAGGUGCCUGACUAUGAUGCUUCUGAGUGUGACUCUCACCUCUGCUGUGAUGUGGCUUCCUGACUGGAUAUCUUGGCUGUGGCUCUGGCACCUGACCAAAGAUGGGCCUGUCCCUCCACAAGGAUUCAUGGCGACCACCCAAGUCAUGAUGUUUGCCAUCUCUUCGGCCAACCCUCUUAUCUUUGUACUUAUGUCCGAGGAGUUCAGAGAGGGUUUUAAAGGCUUGUGGAAAAGGCUUACAUUGAAGAAGCUUCCAUCAACCCCGGAAGAUCAGGAGGAAACAGCAGCUGAUGAUGACAGGCAGGGAACCCCAGAUACAGCUCCUUCACCAGAGGCACUGACUCCUAAUCAAGAGAAAGAGCCCCCUUCUGUCCCCUGUACCUCAGAAAGCAUGGAAAUAAAGGAGAUGCCUAUUUUGCCAGAUGUUGAACAGUUCUGGCAUGACAGGGAAGUUGUCCCUGAUGCACAAGACAAUGAUCCUAUUCCUUGGGAACAUGAAGAACAAGAGACAGUAGGUUGUGAUCAGCAAAAGUAAAGUUAGAAAGCUGAAAAGGCAAGCAGGAAAAAAAAUCAUUAGGUUGGAAUUCUGCUUUCAUAAUGUUUAAGAGUAGAUCCAUUUAAGUCAAUGGGAUAUAGAUGUGUUGUAACUUAAAUCUCAUUGCUUUCAAUGGGUCUGUUUCACAAUGUAGGGACACAGUCCAUUAUGAUUUUCUUGCUUACUUGGAAUAUAUGCUAAACUGGUAUAUAAGAUAUAUUGCUAUAUUGACUAUUAUAGUUUUACUUUUGCAUGUGUUCAGCAGCGCUGGAUCUUAUUGAUUUCUCCAAAAUUUAUGUUAUGUAGAAAUGCAGUUAUAACCACUAUGCAUUCAGAUUUUAUUCCUCAUCCUAUUUAAAAUUCAUAUCCUGCACUUUCAUGAGGAAAAAUUCAAAUUUCAGAAGUGUUAAAAUGGUUAACUUUGCAAAGUAGUUUUGCUUCAGUGAGUGAGUUGAGAAACUGCAUGACCUGACUACAAAUUGGAGGGGCUUUUUGCUUAUUAGUAAUGCAUAUAGCAAGUUUUGUGUGUACUUUGAGUGAAAAGUUAGGUGUUUGAGCCAGUUUUGUUUCAGUCCAAAAAAGUGCAGAACAAAAGGUGUUAUUUGGUUUUCA